AAUCUCCUCAUCUGAUUGUCUUGCUCCCAAGACCAAAUUACAAGGUACUCACGGGAUUACCAUGUACUGGCGUUUUGGGUUGCUCCAUGCGCUCCGAGGGAGAAGCGAGGGUGGAGAGAGAGAGAGAGGCGCGGCCACUUCCUGUUUGGAACAGAGGCGUGUUCUAGCGAGAGAGAGAAAGAGAGGAAGGCGAGAGAGAGGGGCUCGCAGGAAGAGAGACGCAGCACCCUAGAGAGAGAGAGAGAGAGAGAGAGAGAGAGAGAGAGAGAGAAAGUCAUUAACCAUGGCGAAAAAGCGAUCUUCGGAGACGAUGCUCCAGUCCUCUCCAUCUGAAGAGAAGCCCAAGAAAACCAAAAAACUAGCAACCGAAAUUGACGAAAUCUUCUCUCUUUCCAAGAAGAAACCAAAGCUCGAAAAUUCGCCAAAUAGAGGAGAAACACAAGAACCAGCUUCUACUGAGAAGGGAUCCACUGAUACAGAGACGAAGAGGGUCAAGAGCAAGAGGAAAGAGAAUGUGAAGAAAGAGAAGAUUAAGAAGAAAAAGAAGGAUAUUUCUUCGGAGAAUGGAUGGGUCGAUCCUCCUUCUAGGUCAAGGAGGAAAACAGCUGAUGGUUUCACGGUUUAUUCAGCCGAAGAAUUAGGUUUUGGAGAGGCUGAUGCUGGAGGUACCCCACUUUGCCCUUUUGAUUGUUCUUGCUGUUUUUGAUAGAGAGAAAUGGAAGAGAGAGAAAUUAGUGGCUUUGUGUUUUGAGUUGACUCCUGGCUAAGAAAGAAGGCAAGAGACAGAAGUUGGUGGCUCAUGUAAAAGCUAGCGGUUAUGAACUUAAUUUUUAAGGCUACAUGUACUAAUUUUUCCUGGUGAAAUUAGAUGAGCUAUUCAUCAGCUAAUAAGCCUAGAUAUUUGUAUCCUUAUGAACUAUUUUAGGGUUUUGAAUCUCUUA
Messenger RNA from Amborella trichopoda, 941 nucleotides. Its product is annotated as stress response protein. The record is from RefSeq and is a predicted model, not a curated record. Lineage: Eukaryota; Viridiplantae; Streptophyta; Magnoliopsida; Amborellales; Amborellaceae.